This is a messenger RNA of Neofelis nebulosa (Clouded leopard), 6070 nucleotides long. It is a transcript of the gene CLIC5, whose product is annotated as chloride intracellular channel 5. The record is from RefSeq and is a predicted model, not a curated record. The transcript has 6 exons. NCBI's taxonomy places the organism in Eukaryota, Metazoa, Chordata, Mammalia, Carnivora, Felidae. Bases 67 to 1479 code for a protein of 470 amino acids.
GCAUCCUCUAGUCCUUUAUUCAUUUCUGAUCUAUUCGAGUCUGCCUGCAAAAGAUCUAUCAGAUCAAUGAACAUGAAUGGUGAAGAUAGCAGCAGCAUCUAUGACACAGUCCAAAAAGAAAGGAUGUAUGAGGUUCCAGAAACACCAGAAGAAAACGAAGUCCCUCUUUAUGAUAACAUCUAUGAAGGCCUGAGGUCAGAAGAUGAUGCAUAUGCCACUGAGCUGGAAAACCAUGAAUAUGACUCUGUGUCAGUUGAUGUUGCUGAGGGUGAGGAGUACAGCUUGACCUCUUCCCAACCAGAAGCAGGAGACUACCUCCUGCCAGGUGACAUAUGUCCUGAGUCCCAGGAUCUUCAACCGGGUGAGCCACCAGUCUCCAGUGAAGACUGGAACAACUCAAUGGAAAAAUCACACUCACCAGCCCAAGACCAGGAAGAAUUACACUCACCAGCCCAGGACCGGGAAGAAGUACCCUCACCAGCCCAGGACCGGGAAGAAGUACCCUCACCAGCCCAGGACCGGGAAGAAGUACCCUCACCAGCCCAGGACCGGGAAGAAGUACCCUCACCAGCCCAGGACCGGGAAGAAGUACCCUCACCAGCCCAGGAACCCCAGGAGGAUGGAGGCGUGAUGGAGAAAGGCCUGCCCUCUCCAACCUUCCCCACCCAGCAGAGUAGGGCCUUCUUUGCCAGCAAGGAUUCCUCCACCUGCCAUUCUGCUGCUGAUGGUUUGGAAGAAAGUGAAUCAACUUCCACAGACCCUGAGAUUAUCCUCUUUGUUAAGGCUGGAAUCGAUGGGGAAAGCAUUGGCAACUGUCCCUUCUCUCAGCGUCUGUUUAUGAUCCUGUGGCUGAAAGGCGUUGUGUUCAACGUCACCACCGUAGAUCUGAAAAGAAAGCCAGCUGACCUGCACAACCUGGCCCCUGGCACGCAUCCGCCCUUCCUGACUUUCAACGGGGACGUGAAGACAGAUGUCAAUAAGAUUGAGGAAUUCCUGGAGGAGACCUUGACUCCUGAAAAGUACCCUAAACUGGCUGCGAAACACCGGGAAUCCAACACGGCAGGCAUCGACAUCUUCUCCAAGUUCUCUGCCUACAUCAAAAACACAAAGCAGCAAAACAAUGCUGCCCUUGAGAAAGGCCUGACCAAGGCACUGAAGAAACUGGAUGACUACCUGAACACCCCUCUUCCAGAGGAGAUCGACGCCAACACUUGCGGGGAUGAAGACAAGAGGUCCCGGCGCAAAUUCCUAGACGGGGACGAGCUGACCCUGGCCGACUGCAAUCUGUUGCCCAAACUCCAUGUGGUCAAGAUUGUGGCCAAGAAAUACCGAAACUACGAUUUCCCAGCUGAGAUGACAGGCCUGUGGCGGUACCUCAAGAACGCCUAUGCCCGGGAUGAGUUCACCAACACCUGUGCGGCAGACAAGGAGAUCGAGUCGGCCUACGCGGAUGUUGCCAAGCGCCUCAGUCGGUCCUGAGCUCGGCCACCUUGCCCCACCGCUCCAGCAGAAGGACUCCGCUUCUCCCAAAGGACUCCGGCCUCACACACUCCUCUUCCGCGUUGCCUCGGGGACACUCCUUUUUGUAGCCGGCCGCCUCUUGCUGGCCUCAUGGAACCCCGGCCUGCUGUCUCUUAGGAAGGUCAGCGCCGAACCCAUCUGAUCGUGCAGGAAUCUGCAAGCAGAAAUGAUAGAAAUAGUCAAGCUCUCAACCUUUGGGCCGGGCCUGGGUUCCGUGCAUCUGGGGUCAGUGUUGGAGAACCCACGUAAGGGACCGUCACUGCCCCCUCUGCCAAUAUCAGAACCUCUCCUCAGCUGCAUUAGGAAAAUGUGCGACACUGUGCCCUCUUCCGCCCUCCUCUUUGUUGGGAACUCCACGGCCAAGGACAGAUGCCAUCGUAGUUCUUAGUAGAAACAGAUCCGCUGCGUUUGGGGGAGAUGGAGAGAGUGAACGGAGGACAGGCAGGCUGGGGAUUGGGCACGUGACAGACACACCCAGUGUUGACACCUGCCGUCCCACUGGGCGCUGAAGACCAGAUUGGAAAACCACUUCAGACGUAGUCUCUGUUUGCUGCCGUGCUGAGGGCAUUGCGAUGCCCUCGUGUAUCUGGCUGACACCAGCCUCUGUUUUUACACUGUCCAGGCCUUUCGAGGAAGGGAAGUUGGCAUGCAGUUGCAAAGCAGAGUGACUGGGAAGGGCCAGAGGAGGACCGUCAAUGCCAAAAGGACCACGGGGUCUACCAGCCAUGGAUUUUGCUUGCUUUAGGGGUAGUUGUUUUGGUGGAGAUUACAUUUGAUCCAUGAGUGAAUUUCAGUCUUGGAGAAAGCAGAUGGGGGGGGGGGGGCGGUUGGGUGAAGAAGUUCUUCAUGAGGCUCCAUGUUCCCUGGCAAUCUUUCAGAUAGGUCUUCUCUCUUAUGAUCUCCCUAAGUCUUGAACUGCUGAUGUUAUGUAUCACUGCGAACCCUAUAACAAAAAAACCCCAAGAAUUGGCCAAACAUGACUUUCCAGUUCCUUCAAGUUGCUCCUGGAUGUGGGUCUUGGGUCUGCUAGCUGGGCGCUCCUGGCUGAGUCGGCUGCAGCCUCCAUCGGGUGAUGGGUCCAUUUGGGAGGUGGCAUGGUCAUGGAACACCUUAGGAAGAAAGUCCAUGGGCCUUUCUGACUGGGAAACCAUGUGGUUUGAACUUGAAGAAAAAUAUGUGCCCCUUCUGGGCUAAUUUUCCUGCCAUCUGACUCACAUGCCAGAUGAAAAAGGAUAUUUUUUAGUUGGUAUUUCUCUCCUUGGUCACUCUCCUUGAGUGUCACCUCCUUCAAAGCUCACCUGGCUUGAGCCUGGGGACCCGGGCAGAGGAAACUCAGGGAAAUGAGCUAACCAUCGGCCCCCUAUCCUGGUGAACACCCUAUGAGAAAAGCCACCUGCCACAGGAUGAGGCUUCCAAGUGCUAGAAAGCCUCAGGACCUGGCUCGUUGCUCAGGAAGGGUGGCAGGACAGCAUGGGGCCUUUCCGUGAAGACAUCCAUGCAUCUUCAACCCGGCAGGCCCCAGACCCACCUGCCUCCAGGGAGCUCUGGAGAACAAAAGUGGCACACAGAUCUGAGCAUUGGGGAGGAAACAGGGGACCCCUUAGCCCACUGAGGAAGAGGAAAUUUCUCAGUAGGACAUUUUAUUAGCCUGAGAGCUUUGCAAGGGCAGGAGGAGUCGAUUCAUUUCCACCCCUAAAGGAACCUUCCCUGGGACUCCCCGGGAACUUAGUCCCGAGACAUGUUUAAAAAGGAGAAUGCUGAGGAAAUGGCAUUCUCCUCAGAGCCCACUGAGGAAGAGGAAAUUUCUCAGUAGGACAUUUUAUUAGCCUGAGAGCUUUGCAAGGGCAGGAGGAGUCGAUUCAUUUCCACCCCUAAAGGAACCUUCCCUGGGACUCCCCGGGAACUUAGUCCCGAGACAUGUUUAAAAAGGAGAAUGCUGAGGAAAUGGCCCCUUUUACUCUACAGUAAAGCCCCAGACUGGUCUCUUGGGAGAUGAAGUCUUGAAUGAUCCCAGGAGACUUUGAAUUAGUGUAAAUCCUGUUGUCCCCAGAAACCCCUCCCUGAGUUGACCAACACAGGCAUGAUGACCUAAGAGGCAGUUUACUUUCCAGAGACCCACAGUGGUGCUGUUCUUGAAGCAGGUAGGUGUUAGCAUGGCCAGCGCGACAGAGAAAACAGGCCACCCGGGGGGGAUGGCUCCCCGCACGAGUUGUCGGAUACUAAUGACUGAUUUGAUUGUCAGAAUUCAGCGUUGGCAAGUCUUUAAAAACAAGCCAAACCAAAUCAACAUGGUUGUUUCUAGAUAUUCCUUCUGUGGUUGACUUAGUUUUACAUAAAUAUUAAGGCACGAGUUUGGGGGGGCAGUUACGUGAUCACUGAUAACCAUUUAACACAGGGGGCAGAGUUAUAGAUGGAAAGCACUUCUGAGUACUUGAUUCAGGAAUAUCUUUUUUCUUUCAACAGUAGAUUACUAUAUAAUACGACUAUUGACUGAGAGCUUUAAUGUCUUAUGACCAGAUUUAUUAGAAUAUUUUUAAGUAACAAUAAUAUUAUCUUCUGAUUAUUUUUUUCCAAAAGAGAUUUGCCUCCAGAUUCUGCAGCCUCCCUGAAGAAUCUUGGCCAUAACCUUGUUAUAUACAUGGCAAAUCAUCUUCCAACAUCCGUAUGUUGAGGUCCUUAGGUGUCUCCAGAACCAACUCAGGAAGUAUUCAAGAUUUGCAGUGUAGACUCCAGAGUUUUAAGAGGAGGUCACCCUUGUCGCCGGUCUCGAAUGAAUACUGAUCCUUCAGAAAACAUUUCAUUGGCAUUUGAAAAGGUUUGGGAUGAGAUCCUAUUUUGUUUGGGAUUUAUUUUUCUUCUUUGGUUUCCGUGUCACUGUUUUAUUUGAUUUUUAUGGGAUAGCAUGGUGGGAGGCAGAGGCAGAAAGGAGAGCCCAACUUAGAAUAACUGUGUAGAAUUUACCCAUCUGUCAGGCUGGGCUGCCUCUCAGGAUGGCCCAGAGAGAAGGUAUUGGAUAUGAUUUUAAUAACUUUAUAAGAUGGGCUGGAUAAUGGUCCCUUCUAUUGUGUGUCUUUAUCCCCUGAUAAGGGAAUUCAGAUGCCUGACAAUUCAGAAUCACAGGCUAUGAAAAGUGAAAAACACUUUUAUUUGGUCAUACAAUCUAGGACGGUUUCAGCUUCCCAGGAAAUGCCACUGUUUUUGGUGUUCACAUCCCCCACUGGUGGGGCCAGCAAGGAUCUUGGCCUUUUCAUUAGAAAAAAGGCUUCACCAAGAGUGAAGUUUCCUGAGCUGCACAUGUUAGCAUUUAUCAAAUGAAACAACGGAAGCUCUUCACGACAUCUGUGCCCUCUGGCCACUCUGCAGGCAGACGACGCCAGCAUCUUAGAAUUGUUGCAAAAUGGAUGAUGCCUGGAACAGACCCUGCAGAUCUAAGAAUCCCAGGAGGCUUAGGCAAAUAGAAUUUAAGAAAGGGACAGAGUCAGGAGGGUGUGUUAGUAAGAGUUUUCCGUGGUGAGAAACCAUUGAGGUCUGUGUCUAAAACUCAGUUGGUUUAGAGACAGCAGGAGGUGUAUUUGACGCACCACUAUUGCCAGUGGCCAGGAGCCUUUUUGAUAGCAGAGUGAAUCAAGAUGCCAGUGUCUCUCUCCUUGGAAAGAUGAAGCAGUAUUAAGUCAUUAGUAAAACUAAGUUCAUUGAUUCCUAAGGGAUCACUUCGUCGUUUUUGAUAUGCCAUUGAAAAGAAUUGUAAGCGUUAGAGAAAAGUAUGCAUGUGGAACAUCUGGAGCUGAACAUCUUUGGGCUUGGAGCCCUUUCUGCAAACAAGACCAUUGUCUUCUAUCCAGUGCUUUGUAGCAUUUAAACCAAGGAACAUGUGCCCCCUUCAUGAAUGCCUGUUCCUCGACCUUUGCCAAUAUUCUUCUCGCAGCUUAGUUUCAGGAUGCUUUCCUUUCAUCAUUCGGUAUGAUCCAAAGUGUGCAUAAUUUUGUCUAAUGUUACCUGAGGAAUUAGAUCCAAUGUUCCCCUUACCCACCAAAAAUAAAAUGGAGGAUUGUUUCAUUAUAGGGUUUGGGCUAAUCUGUGUUUCGCUAAAAGCAAUCUUUUUUUGGAAAACCAUAGUUUUAAGGAUCCAAUUAUCUAAGGUAUUUUAUGUAUAGUUAGAGAUUUCAUAUUAUCGAUUAUGCCUAUACUUAAAAUAUAUAAUAUCCGGCUGAUGUUUGAAUUUGUCUUCCUUUCCUGAUUUCCUGUUUUUCCCAUUUGGAAAGCUGGGGUGUAGCUAAUUUAGCAAAAGAUGCCUAGCUUUUAUAGAAGGACAAAAUUUCAUUUUAGAAAGACACUCCAAAUGAUGGUCACUUGAUUUUCUCAAGACCUUUAACUGUGGUGAUAAAGUACUAAGACAUGCUUUCAAGCCUUAAUAAAUAUAAGUUGCCUUUUAAUGAAGAUAUUGUUGAAUGUUUUCUUCAUGAAUCUGAAGCAGUUAGAGAUUUGUUUUCCAGUCUUGAUUGGUAUUGGCUGAUUCAAAUAAAGUUGGUUUAUUUUCAAAUAUUACAAA